GAUUACCAAUCAUUUGAUUCUGAAUCGUCAGUAUACAUUUUCUAUAUUUGAUUCUUGAUUAUCCAAUUCUGCCCCUACCUUCUUCUUCAAACCAACCACCCUCUUCAUUUCUCUUCAUCUUUCUCUGCCCAUCAUCAACCCAUAUAAGUAUAUAUAUAUAUAUAGCAUGUGGAUGUACAUGAACUAGAGAAAUAAAGGGUGGAGGUUCAAAUAAAGAUACAUUUCACGUGGAAGCAGUAUUUGCUUGAAGGAUUGUCAAGGCUGUAGCAAGAAAUCCAAGCUUGGGUUGAUUCUUGACUCGUGCUUCCAAUGCCUGAAUACAUCGUGGAUGGAUCAAACGUUGAGAAUCUCGCCAAGGAACAAGGGGGGCAUUACGUCCCUCGCAAAGCUUUCAUUGAGAGGUCCCCAAGAAGUCCAUUGACCGCACACAGUCCGCCCUUGAGCACAAUGAGUUCUGAGAGUGACUCUCUUGAUCUAGCCAUUGAUGGGGGUGCUGACACAUCGAUCGAACAACUGUAUCACAAUGUAUGUGAGAUGCAGAGCUCGGAUCAGUCACCUUCAAGGCGUAGUUUUUUAUCAUACGGUGAAGAGUCAAGAAUUGACUCUGAGUUGCGGUUCCUUGCUGGAGGAGAUUAUGGUGUGGCCGAGAUAAAAAAGGUCGUGCCUGAGCAAAAUGGAGGAGAUAGCUCUCCUGAGGGGAACAAAGUGUAUAAACAUGAGAAUCCUGGAGACAGAAAUAAGGUCAAAUCUUCCGUUAUUAAGUCGGAAGCCCCGCGAAAGGUUACUUUGAGAAGCAAAACUUUAAAUGGGAGGCCUCCAAAUGGGAAGCAGAGUGUCAAGGGUUUGAAAAAAAUGGGUACUGUUUCUUCCAUGAAAAUCGAGAAGAGCCCUCCUACAUUGCAGAAUGGAACAGAGGAACAUGGUGAAUCAGGAUAUCUUGGACCGUAUUUACUCAAACAGGCUAGGGACAUGAUAGCAUCGGGGGAUAAUAUACAAAAGGCUCUUGACUUGGCUCUUCGAGCAAUGAAAUCUUUUGAGAUUUCAGCAAGUGCAAAGCCCAAUUUAGAUUUUGUUAUGUGUCUACAUGUUGUGUCAGCAUUAUACUGCAGGUUGGGGCGGUACACUGAGGCAAUUCCCGUUCUUGAGAGAUCCAUUGAUAUUCCUGAUAUUGAUUUAGGCCACAAUCAUGCUCUUGCUAAAUUUGCAGGGUGCAUGCAGCUUGGUGAUACUUAUGCAAUGCUUGGGCAGAUUGAGAAUUCCAUACUGUUUUAUACUGCAGGUUUAGAGAUUCAACGGCAAGUCCUUGGAGAAAAAGACCCUCGAUUUGGUGAGACUUGCAGGUAUCUGGCUGAAGCCCAUGUUCAAGCUAUACAAUUUGAUGAGGCUGAGAAGCUUUGUCUGAAGGCUCUUGACACCCAUAAAGCUAAUGGGUCAUCAGCUUCUCUGGAGGAAGCGGCAGAUAGGAGACUUCUUGGGCUUAUUUGUGAUUCUAAAGGAGACUAUGAAAGUGCACUUGAGCAUUAUGUUCUUGCUAGCAUGGCUAUGGCUGCUAAUGGCCAAAAUGAGGAGGUGGCUGCCAUAGAUUGCAAUGUUGGGGAUGCAUAUUUAUCUAUGGCACGAUAUGAUGAGGCUAUUUUUGCUUAUCAAAAAGCUCUCAAUAUGUUUAAGUCAAGUAAAGGAGAGAAUCAUCCAUUGGUGGCUUCAGUCUUUGUUCGUCUGGCUGAUCUGUACAACAAGAUUGGAAAAUUCAGUGAGUCCAAAUCCUACUGUGAAAAUGCUCUUCGAAUUUAUGCUAAGCCGACACCUGGAAGCCCCUCAGAAGAGAUUGCCAGUGGUUUGGUGGAUAUUUCUGCUAUAUACGAGUCCAUGAACGAGCAUGAUCGGGCACUACAGUUACUACAAAAGGCCAUAAAAGUAUACGCCAGUAUGCCAGGACACCAGAGCAUAAUUGCGGGAAUUGAAGCUCAAAUGGGGGUCUUGUACUACAUGCUGGGGAGUUAUUCUGAGUCCUACAACUCUCUGAAGAAUGCCACACAAAAGUUUCGUUCAGCGGGAGAGAAGAAAUCUGCCCUGUUUGGUAUUGCUCUGAACCAAAUGGGCCUUGCCUGUGUGCAACUUCUUUUGAUAAAUGAGGCUGCUGAUUUGUUCGAAGAAGCUAGGACUAUUCUGGAGGCUCAAUGUGGACCCUACCAUGCUGACACCUUAGGAGUUUACAGCAAUCUUGCCGGAACCUAUGAUGCAAUGGGCAGGACUGCUGAUGCAAUUGAAAUCUUGGACUACGUUGUUGAGAUGAGAGAGGAGAGGCUUGGAACAGCAAAUCCUGACGGUGAAGAUGAGAAACGGAGAUUGGCUGAGUUGUUAAAAGAAGAUCAAGAUCACUGGAAACAUUACUUGUCAAGAACUCUCACACCAUUACACCUUACGAAGUUGAGGUGUCGUGAAAAUACUCAGAUUUUCUUUCUUUUUUCGGGUUUCUCUCUUCUUUUUUAUUUUUUCUAAAUGUACAAGUUGAUUACACAGGUUUUAGUUGUGGGGUUGCCUUACAUAUUCUGUUUACAGAUGUGAGUAGUGGAAUGUAAAAGAAAAUAACAAUAAAGAUAAAGACAAUGUUGUAAGAGACUAUGUGGUGGUCUGUCAAUUUGUGCCUGUGUGCUGUAGCUUUCCCUCCCCAUGUCUUAAAGGGGUUGAUGAAUUCCUUUGUCGCUGUCCUGAAUGUAUACCUUCUGGUUUAAUGAAUUAAAGAUGGGAUUUCUUUUUCGUA
This is a messenger RNA of Sesamum indicum (sesame), 2761 nucleotides long. RefSeq names its product protein KINESIN LIGHT CHAIN-RELATED 2. The record is from RefSeq and is a predicted model, not a curated record. Lineage: Eukaryota; Viridiplantae; Streptophyta; Magnoliopsida; Lamiales; Pedaliaceae. Gene Ontology annotation, molecular function: protein binding.